Molecule: messenger RNA, 1816 nt
Organism: Alosa sapidissima (American shad)
Lineage: Eukaryota; Metazoa; Chordata; Actinopteri; Clupeiformes; Clupeidae
Product: coiled-coil domain-containing protein 27-like
Exons: 11
Coding region: 80-1750 (556 amino acids)
Source: RefSeq, a predicted model, not a curated record
ACAAACAAUGGCAUGGAAUUUAGAAUAGCAUCAACCAAUCAGUUCUCUCAAUCAAACAAACUGCAUUCUGAACUGAUGUAUGACAGUUGAUGGCCAAGCACGCAGCACUCACAGCAUGAGGGACGAGGACAAACCUCAGCGUCCUAAAACGGCUCUUGUGAGCGGAGGCACGAGCAGGAGUCGUACCAUUCGGCCACUACUGAGGCAGACCUGCUGGGCUCCCCAUGUCCCCUCCACUCCUCACCAGACUGGGGAGGGCCCAAGGCACAGCGCUGCGUGUAAGCUCCUACUGGACAAUGGGACGGUGGGCGGGCGGGUGUGGGGGGAACUUGGCAGGUGUCUGAUUCCUCCCCACAAGGUGGGUGUCUCAAGACUGACCCAAACAUCACCCAAUGACCCAGACACGCGUCAGGUUGGGGCCAGUGAGGAUAAGGAGGGGAAAACCCCAUGGUACGUCACUCUCCUUAAGGAAAAGGAGCAGUCUCUGCUGGUGCUGGCCAAUGAGAUCAGUCGGCUGUCCGAGGUGGAGAGCGAGAGUGUGAGGAAGGACCGUGAGCUAUGUGCCCUGCGGGAGAGGCUGCAGGACGAGACCCAGCAGCUAAGACGCACCCACGAGAAUGUGGUUCGAGCCCAGGUGUGGUGGAGAUGCAUAUUUCAGAGCAUGGCAGAGCUGAUCCUGGACCUGACAGAGGAGGUCAGGCGGCUGCAAAGCGCAGACAAGGAGCUGCAGCAGAAGAACCAGCUGGUUGCUGACCUGCAACAGGAAGUGACAUGCCUGCGGGAGGGGUCGCUCUCGCAAAAGGACCAACAUGCAUCUGGCAUACACCAGGAAGACGCCCUGCAUCUACAACAGGAAGUGACCUGCAGGAGGGAGGAUCCAUCAGAGUUAGAGGAGCCCUCCACUGACGAAGCUACUGCAUUAAUGGAGAUGGAGACUAAUCAAGAGCCGCACCAGUCAGAAGUGAUCUACAGUGCGGGGGAGGAACCCAGUGAGACGAGAGACGAGCUUGCAAACGCAGAAAACAAUCUCAUCGCAGCCCUGGAGAGAGCCAAUCAGACGCUGAAGAAGGAGCUGGAGGAGGCCAGGACCAAUCACAAGAUGACCUCUGGCACUCUCUGUUCUAUGCACAGAAUCCUGUCUGUGAAGGAACAUGAGCUCCUCACUGUUAAGACGGAGCUGCAGGACAUGAAGAAGGAGUUAAAAGACCGGAUGACACAGUUACAGACCAUGUCCCGCAAGUUUUCCUGUCUGCGGGAUGGAAAGAUGAGAGAUGAGCUGAUGAUGACCUUGGAGAAGGAGAACUACUCCCUGCGGCACCUGGUGGUGCGGCUGCAGGAGAGGUUGUCCCAGAGGGAGCAGAACGAGCUGAGGAUGUGUAAGCAGGUGUGUGAGCUGGAGGAGGAGGUGCGGGCAGAGAAGCUGCAGAGGAGCAGGCUGAGAAAGGAGGCGCAGGUGCACGAGCAGCUCGCCAGGGAGCUGCAGCUCAGCAUCAACUCCUCACAGGUGUCUCUGGAGCAGUUGCAGUCAAAGUAUGAGCGACUGCGUGUGAAAGUAAUCCAGGCCGUCUACUCAGCUCCUGGCACCAAACCCCCUCAGAAAGAGAUCAGCGAUGCAGCCAUAUACUACACCAUGCAGAAAAUCAUUGAUGACCGGUCCAGAUUCCACCAGCGGCUGGUACAGAGAGGAGACAAGGUUCCCAGUCUGGCCAUCAGCGAUGCUGCGCCAAGCUCCAACGUCCUCGGAUUAUGAACCCCAAUUUAUGUCUAUUUUGUGAGCAAGACGAUAACCUGAAAUAAACCGUGAAAGAACCUGAAA